GUUUCAGUGCCCCUUAUCUCUAUCAUUCUUGAAGAGAUUGUCUGGUAUUCAUCUGUACCAAUGACAACUUCAUUGAGUGGAUGCAAGGUGAUGCAUGGGAGCUUGAGACCCAAAAAAUUUGAGUACCUAUUUUUGUUACUAGCAUUCACAAGUCUUUUGCUUUUGCCAAGUUCUGAGCAACAUGAUUGUUGUGAGAGAGAGAAAUCAUAUGUUGAAGAUGCAGAUCUGUUUACAAUUUCCUAUGAGGACUCUUUUAAAAUGGUCAAGAAUUUACUUCACAACAUAUCUUAUAAGCUUAUGGAGAAAGACAGCAAUGUUUCUGCCUUUAACCGGUGUAAGAACACUAGAAGUUUCCACAUUCCCUUGAAUAACUAUACCACAGACAGCACAAUUUCAGUGGCAUAUUUUGAGUUGUUGGGGAUCUUGUACAAGAUGAAAGGAGUGACCACAGAUUACAUAUCAUCUCCCUGUGCACUAAAGUAUAUAAGGCAGGGUAAAAUUAAGCCCAUAAAUGCCUCAGAUCCUGCCCAAUCAUCAUCGUAUGAGGGAGUUUUCACGUCGUUAAAUCCUAGCAGUGAGACAACUCGUUGCACCAAUAUUAACUUUGAUUCUACUUUUGAUCCAGGGCCUCUCAAGAGAGCCGAAUGGAUAAAAUAUAUAGCAACCUUUUUCAACUGCGAGAAAAGGGCCACAUAUGUUUACAAUAAGAUUAAAGACAAUUACAAUUGCCUGAAGAAACAAGCAUCCAAUGCCACAAAGAAAAAGCCCAAUGUUGCAUGGCUUUCAUAUUAUCAAGGCAUUUGGUCUUUUUCUGGGGCAACUUAUAAAUUACAGUAUAUUUUAGAUGCUGGAGGUAUAGCCUUGAAUCCACCCGAGAGUACAUUCAAUAUGUCUAAGCAGAAAGAUGUGCAAUUGUUUCACAGCUAUCUUGAGAGAUUGGAGGUGUUGAUAGACGAAACUUAUGCUCCUAUUCCUAAGGAUUACACUUUAAACAGCUUCCUAAAUGCUGCACUAAUCAAUUCAUCUCAAACAGCAAGCUUUGCAUUCUUAAAACACAAAGCACUCUGGAGAUAUGAUAAAAGAGUUGGGAAUACAUAUGGACUGGAUUGGUUUGAAGGAGCCAUUGCACAGCCACAAGUCGUGCUAUGGGAUUUAAUUCAAGCUUUUAAUAGAUCUGAUUAUUACAUCACUGUUUACUUUAGAAACGUUGCAAAGGGGGAGAGCAUGGUAAAUACAAGUAAGUUGAAUUGUUCACACACCAUAAAAACUCCCUUACAACCAGAGAUUAUUCCUUGCCAUCUGACAGUUCCACUUGAUCUCACUCAAAUACUUAGCUAG
This is a messenger RNA of Cryptomeria japonica (Japanese cedar), 1338 nucleotides long. RefSeq lists its product as uncharacterized. Bases 61 to 1338 code for a protein of 425 amino acids. Lineage: Eukaryota; Viridiplantae; Streptophyta; Pinopsida; Cupressales; Cupressaceae. The record is from RefSeq and is a predicted model, not a curated record. The transcript has 11 exons.